GUCACUCCUUCCCCCCCAAGUGAUUCAGACACAAAUAAACUCAGGAACCCUCCUGUCUCCAUGUGCUGCUGCUCGUCUGUAAAAUGGCUGACAAACAAGAACGAAGGCAGCAUGGAGACGAGCUGGACCAAGAGCAGUUCUGCUGUUCAGUAUGUCUGGAUCUCCUAAAGGAGCCGGUUACUAUCAACUGUGGACACAGUUACUGCAGGGGCUGCAUUGAGGGUUACUGGGACCAGGAGAAGGAGAAGGGAGGGUACAGCUGCCCUCUGUGCAGGGAGACCUUCAAUCCCAGGCCUCUUCUGAAGAGAAACAACAUGCUGGUUCAGGUUGUGGAGAAGCUGAAGAUGACGAGCACCCAGCAGGCUUCUCCCUCUGCUGCUCUGGCCUGUGCAGGUUCAGCAGAUGUUGCCUGUGAUUUCUGCUGUGGGACCAAACCUAAGAAAGCCACCAUGUCCUGCCUGACGUGCUUGGCGUCUUACUGUCCAGCUCACCUCCAGCCUCACUACAGGGUUGCUGUGCUGAAGACGCACCAGCUGGUCUCGGCUACGAUCCCACUGCAGGACAAGAUGUGUACCAAGCACAACAAGCUGAUGGAGGCCUACUGUAAGACAGACAAGCAGCUUGUUUGCGCUCUGUGCACCAUAGAGGAGCAUCGGGACCACAAAGUGGUUUCUGUUUCAGUACAGAAGGCUGAAACAGAGAAUCUUCUUAAUUGGAGCCGUAAGAAAGUCCAGGAGACGUCCCAGCAGAGAGCGAAGGAGCUGAAGGAGCUGAUCCAAGCGGAGAACGAUCUCAAGAUCUCUACCCAAGAGGCGCUGAAGGACUGCGACAGCAUCUUUGCCAAGAUGAUCUCCUCCAUGAAGAGAAGACGUAGUGAGGUGAAGCAGCUGAUUGAAGGGCAGGAGAAAACGGUGGCGGUGCAGGCUGAGGCGAUUCGGCUGCAGCUGGAGGAGGAGAUCGCCAAGCUGAGGAGGAGAGACGGCGAACUGGAGCGGCUGUCGCAUGCUGACGACCACAUCCAUUUGAUACAGAUCUUCCAGUCUCUCUCCACUUCCUGUGACUCUUCAGACUUUCCACCUGCUGCUGUUCCUCCACGUUCCCUCAGAGAAGUGACGGACUGUGUGUCUGAGCUGAGAGAUAAACUAGAGAUUGCCCUGGAGGAAACAUGGCCCAGGAUCUCUGCCACAGUCUCUUAUGUUGAUUUCUCACUGCCACCGGCACCAAACACCAGAGAAGAGUUUUUACACUAUUGCCGUCCCCUCACACUGGAUGUGACCUCAAACUACGCGUAUCUCCACCUGAUGAGCGACUAUCGCAUGAUGAAGCCUUCACCCAGCCCCUACUCUGCUCAGCCAGAGAGGUUUACUAAGUUCCCGCAGGUGCUGUGCAGAGAGGGAUUGUCUGAGCGGUGUUACUGGGAGGUGGAGUGGCACGCUCGCACGCUCUCUGCAGCGGUGGCGUACAAAGACAUCGCCCGAGCGUCGGAUGACUCACGGUUUGGAAACAAUGACAAGUCGUGGAGUUUGGAGUGCUCAGCGAAUGGUUACUCGUUCCGGCACAAUAAUGUAGAAACGGCAGUGUCAGGCCCCCACUGCUAUAAGAUCGGAGUGUUCUUGGAUUAUAAAGCAGGAACUCUGAGUUUUUAUCACGUCUCUGAUCUGAUGGUUCUGCUCCACAGAGUUCACACCACGUUCACCCAGCCUCUUUAUCCUGGGCUCGGGCUGAACUAUGAAUGGUAUGAUAUUGGCGUGUUUGCACAGCUUGUCAAGUUAAGGAAGUAGAUGUUUGUGUGUGUGUGUGUGUGUGUGUGUGUGUGUGUGUUCUGCACUGCAACAUCAAUUACCACUGACAUUUUGACAGUCUAAAAAACUGUAUUUGAACUAUUUAGCACAUAGCUCCAGAGGAGACAUAGAGGGGAAAUAUUAUAGAUGUGAUGGAAGUAAAAAGAUGGCAAAUGUUUUGCACAUAAAAAAUCUUUUAUACAAUAAAAUAUUUACUUCUGUUAACUGCUCUGUCAGUGUAAAGAGGAAGUAAUGUAUUAUCUAAUCUAAUUAACACUCUCUCAAAAACAGAUUUGUUUUCUUCCUCUCCCAUACAUAGUCAUUUCCUUCAUGUGCCUUGCACAGCUUUGUAAUACUGAUAUAUUGGUAUUAGAAAAUUUGCCACCUGUCUGUUUUUGUAGAUCAGAUGUAAACACCUGUGAUUAAAGGCUGAGUCCAUGCACUUCCACACUUUGUUUUACAGCAACACGGAUUUGUUUGCUUUUGCCGGACGGUUGAGCGUGAUCUGUAAAGAUGUUUAUCCGGAGGGUUUUCAUUGGUAGCAAGAAAGAACGGAACAGCUUGCAAGUUAUUACAAGAGAUCAAUCACUGAAGUGUUUUGGAAUAUGUGGAAAUUUUACUUGGAAUCUGGUCAAACUGACACAUGCAACAUCAGCACAAAUGAUCAGAUGCUGUCAGCUUCGGUUACUGUAGCUGCCUAUGGACAAUGAUUGACAGGACUGAAUGGUUUACCUGUGAAUUGAAUUGGAUGGAAGCAAUGCAUGUUGGUGGCUGCAGGUGGGAUGGUGCAAUGUUAUUUAUUGUUUAUAUUGAAGAUUUUUUUCUGGUUUAUUUUCACGCUGUACUUUGCACUGUAAUCCUAAACAGAGAGAGUCUUGGUUUGAAGUUACUGUGUGAAAGAGAGACCACCAAAAUAAGAAGCCAAACAAUAAUAAAAAUAAAGAGAAUUCUAAAGAAA
This is a messenger RNA of Seriola aureovittata, 2739 nucleotides long. Its product is annotated as E3 ubiquitin-protein ligase TRIM47-like. Gene Ontology annotation, molecular function: zinc ion binding; protein binding. Bases 84 to 1781 code for a protein of 565 amino acids. The record is from RefSeq and is a predicted model, not a curated record. NCBI's taxonomy places the organism in Eukaryota, Metazoa, Chordata, Actinopteri, Carangiformes, Carangidae. The transcript is spliced from 7 exons.